AUGGUAAAAGAAAAUUUAAUACCCAUAGAAAAUAAAAAGCCGUUCGAAACGGUAUAUGAAUUAAAAAAUGAAAUCCCUUCUUAUGAGGAGUUUAUGAAAACUUAUGAGAAUGAUGCUAAUUUAAAUUAUAAUGAUUUAAGUGGUGGUAGUGUAGUGCCUUGUCCUGCUACUGAUUGUCCGGAUGUAGGUCGAGGACCAGUUUACAAUUGGGUUCAUUCGACAGAUUGGGGAGAUAUAAAAAUAUCUGAUUGUGCUAAUAUGAAAUGUGAGAAACAACGAAAGCAAAUUAAGGAUAAUAAAGUUGUAAGACUGAUUAGUGGUCCGGAAGAUGCGGAGGAAUGUUUUUCGAUUGUGCUACUUGGAUUUGUGGGAACAAUGAAAAAUAAGCCUGACUUUCUUCGCGAAGAAAUAAAGAAAGAGUUUUACGAAGAAGUAACAGAAGGGAGAGGAGAAAAGAUUAUCAAAGAUGUGAUAAAUAGCAAAGAUGACUUAACUCCUGGUUCUCCUGAAUAUGCUGAGGAACUCGGUAGUUUUUUUUCUAGAAUUCAAGGAACAUUAGCUAGCGAAAGAGAAAUUGAAUUAUCUCUCAAAGGUAAAACUUAUGAAGAUAUAGAGGUUGAAAGUAAGUUCGGCAAGGGUAGUGGCGAUAAAGAGGUUCAACGAUCAACAAGUUCCGGUGGUGUUUCGCUAGUUCCGGUAGUUUAUGACUUUUAUGGUGAGAUAAAAAAAGAGGAAAAUGUGCUUAUUCGUAAAACAUUAAGAUUAGGUGAUCGAGAUUAUAAUUCAGCAAAGAGGGAAUUAAUAAGUCAACCAGGAAAAGUUUAUAGGGUAGGUUAUUUUAAUGAGAAGGAGCAGGCGGAAAUAAAUGCGAUUUUUCCUUCAACUCCAACUAGUCAAUCAAUUCGUCAAGAGUUAGUUAAUGAUAUUCUUCAAAAUAUAGACAAAUGGAAAAUUGAAGAUAAAGUAGUGUCUCAUACUUACAAUGCUGGAAAAUGGUAUCGAGGGAAGCCAGAACCAGUUCUUAUUCGGCAGGAUGCGGAGGAGAUAAAAUACGAUCAAUCUACGGGAGAAAUUAUAAUUCAGUCAGGAAAGUUGUAUAGGGUGCAAGAGGAUUUAACCGAAGCAGAACAAAAAGCAAUUGGAUAUAAAUCAGAACAAAAAUUACAAAAUUCAUCUGUCUCCACAACUCAAAAAAACAAUGAUAACAGUAUUGGCAAAGGUGGUAUUAUGGCCAUUAUUUCAGUGGCUAGUGCUUUAUUAAUCGGAGGUCUAGCGGUAGUGAAAAAGCAAUUGAAUAAGAAAGUUAAAAAAUAA
This is a messenger RNA of Ambispora gerdemannii, 1314 nucleotides long. NCBI's taxonomy places the organism in Eukaryota, Fungi, Glomeromycota, Glomeromycetes, Archaeosporales, Ambisporaceae. The record is from the annotation of a GenBank genome assembly.